CUCUAGGUCAACGAGACGUCAGUUGGCAGUGGGACGCAGGUCAGAGCUUUCAGUUAACCUCCGGGGUCCUCUCUGCUCAACAUGCGACACACUCUAGCUUACCUCAGUGGCCUCAGUGCCCUCCUGCUACCGGUGCUGGCCAGGCCGGCGGCCCUCGGAGAGGCGAGAAUCCUGGAGCGACAAGACCAGCUCGAUGAUGAGUACGACUACAUCAUUGUGGGAGCCGGAACGGCUGGUCUCACGGUUGCGAACAGACUACUACUGACACCCCGAACAGUUUCGGACGAGGUCAUCGAAGCCGGCAACGGCCGCAACUUCAACGACCCCGGCAUCCAGUAUAACAUCACGUCUGUGCCUCAGCCCGACAUGAACAACAGGCGUCAGUUUGUCUGGAUUGGAUGCUGCGUUGGCGGUAGUUCGGCCAUCAACGGCAUGGUCGCCGUCCGCGGCACCAGGACCGAGUACGAUGCCUGGGCUGAGCUCGGAGGGCCUAAUUCGACUUGGACUUGGGAUGGUGUGCUGCCAUACUUCAAGAGGGCCAUGCACUUUACACCCCCUGAAGAGCGGUUGGCCGAGGCUUUCAACAUCACCUGGGACCCCAAUGCAUGGGGCCAAGACGAGGACACCAAGGUCUACGCCUCUUUCCCUAAUUACCAGAACCCUCGGUUGAUUCCCAUGUACAAUGCCAUGGCUAAAAUGCCUCGAAUGGAUAUUCCCCUGGACGGAGCUGGAGGCGAGAACGGCCUAUACUGGUACCCUUCGUCCUUGGACCCGGACACGUACAGGCGUUCGUACGCCCGGACGGGCCACUACGACGAGCAGAUCCAACGCGAUAACUACCACCUUAUCACGCGACAGAAGGUUCGGAAGGUGCUGUUCGAAUGCGAUGAAACCACGGCAUGGGGCGUCGAGUUCUUCUCCCGCGACGAUCCCGAGGAGGUGGUCAGCGUGAGGGCCAGGAAAGAGGUCAUCAUCUCAGCCGGCACCGUCCACACGCCCCAGAUCCUCCAGCUCAGCGGCAUCGGACCGAGGCCUCUGCUGGAAGAAGCCGGCAUCCCCGUCAACGUCGAGCUCCCCGGCGUGGGGCAAAACUUCCAAGACCACGCCUACCUCAGCGUGGGGUACACCUGGGGCAACGGAGUCGGCCCCCCCGUCCCAGACAUCCCCCAACUCGGCAACCCCAGCUCCGUAUCAGGGCCUAACCUCGGCGCCUGGAUCGGACUCCCCACCAUGACCGAGGACUUCGAGGACAUGGCGGCCCGCUACGAAGCCCAGGAUCCGGCUCAAUACCUCCCGGAGGGGGCGGACCCGACCGUCGUCGCCGGGUACGCCGAGUUCCAGCGCGUCCACGCCAAGCUGCUGCGGAGCAAGAACACCAACCUCAUGUGGUUCCCGCUCAACGGAGGGGCGGGCGGCAUCGUGAUGAGCAUGCACAUCGUCAGCCACGGCACCAUCAACAUCAACGUCACGGACCCGGAGGCGAGCCCCGUCGUCGACUACCGCGCGCUCAGCAACCCCACCGACAUGGACAUCAUGGUCGAGAACAUCGAGUACAUGCGCAAGUACAUGGCCAGCCCGGACUUUGCGCCGUACGGGCCCCGCGAGACGAACCCGGGCGCCGGUGUCACGGGCGAGGCCCUGCGCGCGUGGAUCCGGCAGACGUAUAUCCCUACCAACUUCCACCCCAUUGCCACGGCUGCCAAGAAGCCCAAGGAGUUGGGCGGUGUGGUGGACGAGGAGUUGCGCGUGCAUGGGACGUCCAAGUUGCGGGUCGUUGAUGGGAGUAUCAUGCCUUUGUUGCCGGGCGCCAAUACCCAGCAGCCGGUGUACAUGGUCGCAGAGAAGGUGAGCAUCCCCUUACGAGCGAACUUGGAUAAAAAGGGGGCCAUACUGACACUUUACUUACACCAGGCUGUCGACUUUAUCAAGGCGGCUCAGUGAAUGCUAUGGGAGAUAACCUAGCUGAGGAU
Sodiomyces alkalinus F11 is the source of this 1970-nucleotide messenger RNA. Its product is annotated as alcohol oxidase. Lineage: Eukaryota; Fungi; Ascomycota; Sordariomycetes; Glomerellales; Plectosphaerellaceae. The record is from RefSeq and is a predicted model, not a curated record. The coding region runs from base 82 to 1941 and encodes 619 amino acids. Gene Ontology annotation, biological process: secondary metabolite biosynthetic process. The transcript is spliced from 4 exons. Gene Ontology annotation, molecular function: oxidoreductase activity, acting on CH-OH group of donors; flavin adenine dinucleotide binding.